UGUGUGCAUGUAAACAAAACGAUGGCGAGAAUUAUUGUGUAUCAUCAGUCUUUGAAAUGUCGAUUAAUAGAAGCAUCUAUAACAUUCAAAUAUUAGCUGUGAAUUCGUCAAAAUGUUUAUUAUCAUCUUCAUGGUGGUUACCAUGAGACGGUUACCUUUAGUUUUGAAGCAAACUGUUAGACAUCCAGAGUUCCUGAAGAUCAUGUUGUUAACCAGCCUCGUUUUCAAUUUCUUCCUGAUCGCCAUUUUGAAUUCCCGGAUGUACGGCACAAGACAACAGCCAAUCCACAUUCAGCCUUCGUCACGCGAUACUUUAGAAUGGCCAAGACAUACACUUUGUAUUUAUUUUGAAGGUGGUUUGGGCAACAAUUUAUUUCAGUACGCAUCUACAUUUGGAAUCGCCAAAAACAAAAGCAUGGGUGUGAUCAUAAGCAGACGAAGUUACAUUUUAACUCUAUUUGACAUGCGCGUACUAACUUAUAAUCAUGUCUGUGAAUGCAAAAGGCGGAAGGUAAUAAUUGAAAAAAAGCCCUGCAGAUUUGACUCUAACGUGUACAAUUUCUCUCCUUCGCGAGAUUAUCGAAUAAGAAACUUUCUACAGUCCUGGAAAUACUUUGAAAACAGCAUGGAAGAUAUUCGACAUCAGUUUGUUAUCAAAAACCAUUUUCGACAAAAGGCACACGACAUGAUUCAGCAAUAUGUUACUUUACAUUUCCAAGAAAAGAAGAGCGUUAUUCCUAAAAACCUAAUUUAUGUGGGAAUUCACAUCCGCAGAGGUGACUAUUUGAAGAAAAAGAACAAAGCGUAUGGGUAUCGCACGGCGCCCAAAAGUUACAUUUACAAAAGUAUUCAAUAUUUCCAUGAGAAACAUGAUCAUGUGAUAUUUUUGGUCUGCUCAAAUGAUCUAAAGUGGGCCCGGAAAGUACUUAAUGGUAGAAAUGACAUCAUAUAUGUAACAAGAAAUCGUCGAGAGAUCGACUUUGCCAUUUUGACAUCGAUGAACCACUCCAUUACAACAGUUGGAACAUUUUCCUGGUGGUCUGGUUUCCUUGCCAACGGAACCGUCAUCUAUUUUAAAAACUUUAUAGCCCCGAAUACUCCACUUCGCCGUGAGUUUAGUCUCGAUUUUGAAGACUUCUUCCUUCCACAUUGGAUACCAAUGUAAAUUUGUUAUCAUUCAGAAAUAUUUUUUAUUUAUUGUGAUCUCGUUUUCUGACAGUUAGGUAGGUUAAAAGACACAAUAUUGGCGUCCAUGGAUUUUACAUCUGUGACAGGAUUCGUCAAAUAGACUCCAAAUAUAAUUUUGACAGAGACAUCUUUAUUAUGGUUGAUUCGUAACAACGUUUUGACGACCCUAGAAGUAACACAAAGAAAGGGUUGCGUUUAUUUAUAUUAUCGUUCCAUUCGUCGCCCACCUGACUAUAAUUUGUUCUUUACCUCUUCCGCCCAAAAUACCCUGAUUAUACAAUGAAGAGUGACGACUAUCGAAUAAUCACCAAAAUUCUAUCUUGCAUUUUGAAAAGAAUAAUUUUGAAAAUGGAACAAUCUUGAAUUCAUUAGCUAUCUUUAAUUACCCUCCAAGUGCCUUUAUCCAAGGGAGCCACGGUGGUUCAGUGAGUUAGACGUUGGCUUGCUCAACCGGACGUCUCGUGGUCGACCUUGGUAUUGGCCAAGAAAGUCCAUCGUAUUUAUUUGGUAUAGUUCCCGUAUUAAGGUACGUAUAAAUAAAUAACUAAUGGUAUUUCCGACGGUUAAGUCGCGGAGUGCCCCGAUCACAUUGCCCAUUAU
This is a messenger RNA of Patella vulgata (common limpet), 1788 nucleotides long. Its product is annotated as galactoside alpha-(1,2)-fucosyltransferase 1. The coding region runs from base 113 to 1165 and encodes 350 amino acids. NCBI's taxonomy places the organism in Eukaryota, Metazoa, Mollusca, Gastropoda, Patellidae. The record is from RefSeq and is a predicted model, not a curated record. Gene Ontology annotation, cellular component: membrane. Gene Ontology annotation, biological process: carbohydrate metabolic process. The transcript has 2 exons. Gene Ontology annotation, molecular function: galactoside 2-alpha-L-fucosyltransferase activity.